Wyeomyia smithii (pitcher-plant mosquito) is the source of this 5136-nucleotide messenger RNA. RefSeq names its product glycogen debranching enzyme. Bases 139 to 4758 code for a protein of 1539 amino acids. The transcript has 9 exons. Gene Ontology annotation, biological process: glycogen catabolic process; glycogen biosynthetic process. The record is from RefSeq and is a predicted model, not a curated record. NCBI's taxonomy places the organism in Eukaryota, Metazoa, Arthropoda, Insecta, Diptera, Culicidae. Gene Ontology annotation, molecular function: amylo-alpha-1,6-glucosidase activity; 4-alpha-glucanotransferase activity.
CUCGUCCAAGGUCACCUUGAGUUUUGAAAAUUGUCUCGAUUUGCCGCUGGAAUUGUAUCGGUUGUCUGAAACGGUGGACGAUAUUUCUCGCUAUCUUGUACCACUGCAGUCAAUUUUAGUAUUUUCAAACUUGUGGCUAUGCCUUUAGCGUCCCAGAAAGAAAUCAUGUCGGAACAGAGUGCUUCGAUCAAGUUGGCCAUUCAUCACAACGACAAGGGCGAAGGAACAUUGUACCGGCUGAAAAAGAACGCGCUGGUUCAUGUCCACCCGGGAGCAUCGCUACUAGGUCGACGUGUGGCCAUAUUUUGCAACUAUCCCAGUGAUGGACAAGAUUUCGACCGAAAGCGCUACACCCAGCUGCAAUGGUUUUCUCCUACGGGAACGCAAAUAAACACCAACGAAGUAAAAUUUUUGCCAAUCAAGGACAUCGAUUGCUAUUGCACCGUACAUCUAACACGCUCUGGAGCUUAUCAUUUCUACAUUGUGUACGAGGGAGAGCAGCAAAAUGAACCUCAAGGCGGUUUGUACGUGCAGGUGGAACCACAUCUGACGGUUGGCAAGGGUGACGCACAGACGCAUCUUCCGCUGGAGGCCAUUCGGUGCCAGACCGUUAUCUCGAAGCUGAUGGGACCGAUCAGCAGCUGGGAGGCAAAGCUACAAGUUACUAAAGAAAGCGGUUACAAUCUUGUUCACUUUACUCCGAUCCAGGAGCUCGGUGGUUCCCGGUCCGCUUACUCGCUCAAAAAUCAACUGCAUGUCAAUCCGGAGUUCAAAAAUGAUAAGGAUCGCGAUAUUAGUUUCGACGACGUCGAAAAGGUGGUCAAAAAGAUGCGAGAAGACUGGGGGAUUGCAUCGAUCUGUGAUAUCGUGCUAAACCACACUGCCAACGAAUCUAUUUGGAUUCGGGAGUAUCCCGAGUGCACCUAUAAUUGCUUCACUUGUCCUCAUUUGAGGCCAGCAUUCAUGCUGGAUGCUGUUCUGGCACGUUUCGGUGAGGAUGUGGCCGCUGGAUUGCUUGACCAUGUCGGCGUACCGAAGCUUGUGGAAACGGCCGACCAUUUGCAGGCAAUCCGGUGGCAGCUGCAUUCCAAUUACUUGCCACAAGUUAAAUUGCAUGAAUUCUACCAGUGCAACGUGGACAAAUAUCUUCAGAAGUUCAACGAAGAAGCAUCCAAGCAAAGCCCGACACCGGUACAGCAGGUUCCAGAUGGAGAAAUUGUGCUUAAACCCGACCCGGAAUAUCGUCGCUUGGAAGCGGUGAUCGAUUUCAAUCGUGCCAUCAAAAUGUACAACGUUUUUCGACCGGAUUGUUUCGACGAGGAUAGCCGCAAGCGCAAGUGUGCCGAGGUGUUCCGGUCCCGUUUGCAGUGGCUCAACGAGGAGGUUCGUAAGGAGAUCCAGGGUCAUCUGGAUUAUGCGAUUGAAAAUUGCCUCGCCGGUGCGCGGUACGAGCGAGUGCAAGCCGAUGGUCCGCAGGUCAAGGGAAUUUCGCUGAAGUAUCCACUGUUUAUGAAAUAUUUCACCCAAUAUGGCAUCCAGGGGAAGUCCCUGAAAGACAUCGAAGAGAUGAUGUAUACCGAGCCGGGUAAAUUAUUUAUGGCUCAUAACGGUUGGGUUAUCAACGUUGAUCCGCUGAGGGAUUUCGCUCGGCCACAGAGUGGAACGGGUAAUGUUUACAUUCGGAGAGAACUGAUUGCGUGGGGCGAUAGUGUGAAGCUGCGCUAUGGUGAUAAACCCGAGGACAGCCCGUAUUUGUGGAAGCACAUGAAGGAGUAUGUUGAUACAACUGCCAGGAUUUUCGACGGUGUGCGGUUAGAUAAUUGUCAUUCAACGCCACUACAUGUGGCGGAGUGGUUGUUGGAUUCGGCUCGAAAAGCAAAUCCGGAGCUGUACGUAGUGGCUGAGUUGUUCACUAAUUCGGAUUACACCGACAACAUCUUUGUCAAUCGAUUGGGCAUAACCUCUCUUAUUCGAGAGGCACUUUCGGCAUGGGAUUCUCAUGAGGAAGGUCGUCUAGUGUACCGAUAUGGAGGCGCUCCAGUAGGGGCUUUCUUCCCUUGUCCGAAGCGCACUCUGGCUCCGAGCAUUGCCCAUGCUCUUUUUAUGGAUCUUACCCAUGACAAUCCAUCGGCAGUGGAGAAGCGAUCGAUUUUCGAUUUGAUUCCGUCUUCCGCAUUGGUUUCAAUGGCUUGUUGUGCCACUGGAAGCAACCGAGGCUACGACGAACUAGUGCCCCAUCAUAUCCAUGUAGUGGACGAAGAACGCCAGUACCAGGAGUGGGGCAAGCAUGUUAACAAGGAUACCGGUAUCGUGGCGGUGAAGGCGGCUCUCAAUCUGCUGCACGGUGGUCUGGCAACGCGAGGUUUCGACCAGCUGUUCGUGGAUCAAAUGCAUCCGGACAUCGUGGCGGUGACUCGCCAUUCGACUCUUAACCACGAAACCGUCAUUCUGGUGGCUCACUCUGCUUUCAGUUAUCCUAAUCCAUGGGCUGGUCCGACUGGUGUGCGACCGUUGCGCUUUGAGGGAAAUUUAUUGGAGAUCAUCUUUGAAGUGCAGAUUUACAAGAAAACCGGUCAAACAUUUGAUCGCCCAACGGAAUUCACGAAAGACGAACACUACAUCAACGGCGUUAAUGAGUACGUUAUUGAUUUCCGCAAAAAUCUGAAACUAGAGGAAUCGGAUAUCUUCCGAAAGGAUGCUGUUAUCGACGGAAACAUUACUCAGUUAGAGUUUGUUAACCUAAAACCUGGAUCCGUGGUUGCAGUACGUGUAGCUAUGAAGGACAACGUCAAACCACCCUUUGAAAGUCUUCAAAGCCUGGUGCGCGAAUUUCACCAGGAUAAAGGCUCUCGUUAUGCCGAGCUGCAGCACAUACUGUCGAAGCUAGAUUUGGUUGAUUUCAAUAACUUGCUUUAUUGUUGCGCUGAAGAAGAACGAGACAACGGUGGCGGGCCGUACAACGUGGCCGGCUACGGCGAUCUGGUCUACUCAGGCUUGCAAGGCAUCGUUUCGAUUCUAAGCGACAUUGGACCGAACAACGAUUUGGGACAUCCGUUGGCUAAUAAUUUACGAAACGGAAAUUGGCUGAUUGACUAUUGUUCGCAACGUUUAACGAAAUACCCGAAUCUGGUACCGGUGGGCAACUGGUUGACGAAGAACCUUGCUCCGCUGAAGGAAAUUCCUCGCUACAUGAUUCCCAGCUAUUUCGAUGUGAUCUUGACGGGCGUUCAUCGAAUGGCCAUCAAUGCCGCCUGUAAUCUUAUGCCGGACUUUGUCCGCCACGGCUCCAAUUUCGGCCGUCGUUUGGCGUUGGGCUCUGUUCAGUGCACUCGUGUGGCCCCGUCCGCCAAUCUUCCGAAGCUCAGCCCUAACGUGAAUGAGCCAAAACCCCCGCAGCAAUGUGCCACACUAGCCGCCGGUUUGCCCCAUUUCUCAACUGGAUAUAUGCGGUGCUGGGGUCGGGAUACGUUCAUCACACUGCCUGGAUUAAUGUUUCUUACCGGACGCUUUAAUGAGGCGCGUUACAUGAUUCUCGGGUUUGGAGGUUGUCUUCGACAUGGGCUGAUUCCAAAUCUGCUCGAUGGUGGCAUGAAUGCUCGCUUCAACUGCCGCGAUGCCAUUUGGUGGUGGCUUUACACGAUUAAAUUGUACGUCGAAGAGGCGCCCAACGGCAAGUCCAUCUUGAAGGAUAAGGUCUCCCGACUGUAUCCCACAGACGAUAGCGAAGCGAAAUUGCCGGGAGAGUGCGAUCAAAUGCUCUAUGAAACCAUCCAGGAAGCGCUGAGCGUCCACUUUCAGGGACUAUGCUAUCGGGAACGUAACGCGGGGUCUCGCAUCGAUGCACACAUGAAGGACAAGGGUUUCAACAAUCGUAUCGGAAUCGAUCCGGAAACUGGAUUCGUGUUCGGUGGAAACAACGCCAAUUGUGGCACCUGGAUGGAUAAAAUGGGAUCCAGCGACAAGGCCGGUAACAGAGGAAUUCCAUCAACGCCCCGAGAUGGAUCAGCCGUCGAACUGGUAGGAUUGCAGAUGGCUGCGUUACGAUUUAUGCAACGAAUGGCCGAGGAAAAAGUUAUACCGUACAAUUCUGUGGAGCGCACCUCGAAUAACGGAACCAAGAUAACGUGGACCUACAAGGAAUGGGCCAAUAAAAUAGCUGCCAACUUCGAAAAACAUUUCUACGUAGACGAAAGCAGUGAUAGCAAGUUUGUCAACAAGAAAGGAAUCUACAAAGAUACCUUAGGUUCGGAGAUUCCUUGGACGGAUUAUCAGUUGAGAUGCAACUUCCCCAUUGCACUUGUUGCUGCACCCGAGUUGUGCGACCCUAAACAUGCAUGGAGAGCGUUGGAGAACGCCAAAAAAUACCUUCUCGGUCCACUGGGAAUGAAGACUCUGGACUUCGAAGAUUGGGGCUACCGCGGUAACUACGACAAUUCGAUUGACAGCGACGACAAAACGGUCGCACAUGGAGCCAACUAUCACAACGGUCCGGAGUGGGUGUGGCCGAUCGGUUUCUACUUGCGGGCACGAUUGAUUUUCGCAAAAGCAAAUGGGUUACUGAAGGAAACGGUUGCCGAAACGUGGACCAUUUUGCAAGCACACUUGAAGGAACUGCAAACCAAUCAUUGGCGAGGCCUAGCCGAGCUCACUAACGAAGCUGGUGCCUACUGUAAGGACUCCUGCAGAACGCAAGCCUGGAGCAUGGGUUGUGUGCUGGAAGUGUUGCACGAUUUGGAAAAAUACGAGAAAGAUCUGUAAACGCAACUCGAAACAAAUGAAUCGGUUGUUUUUUAUCGGUGACUGCUGGCCACCGGUUUUAAAGAUUACGAACCGUGAAAAGUGUUAAGUUUUUUUUACAUUUUAAUUGUUUAUGUUUGUGCCUGUAGUUUACAAUUGUGUAUAUUUUAUAUCUGUUAAGUUUGCAAAGAGUAUGUAUUUUUUGCUAGGCUGCUUCAUCGCUCGUGGUGUAAAAAAACUGAACAAAAAUGUGAAACCAAACAAACCAUGAGAUAUCGCUCGGCAUGCCAGCACCAUCGCUUGUUUGAUCCGCGGAAAUAAACGUGGUUCGCCUUCAGAGGAAAAAAACCGGCUGCAUAUAUGGAUAAAUAAAAUAAAGUUAUUAAAUUCCCUGCUAAA